This is a messenger RNA of Brugia malayi, 240 nucleotides long. NCBI's taxonomy places the organism in Eukaryota, Metazoa, Nematoda, Chromadorea, Rhabditida, Onchocercidae. The record is from the annotation of a RefSeq genome assembly.
GUUGUGAAAGUAAAGCCUGGCUACGCACGUAAUUUUCUUUUUCCACAAAGGAAAGCAGUGUAAGCAACCAAGGAAAGCAUAGCAAAACUGGAGGAGCAGCGUUCCUUUCUAGAAGAGGAAAAUAUAAGAAAAUUGAAUUUGGCAAGUGAGCUAGCAGCUUCUCUUGCUGGUAAGUUUGUAAUAUUGGUAAAGCAAGCUUCUGAGGAUAGUAGCUUUCACGCAAGAAUAACACUACAAGAU